This is a messenger RNA of Gastrolobium bilobum, 902 nucleotides long. Its product is annotated as caffeoylshikimate esterase-like. NCBI's taxonomy places the organism in Eukaryota, Viridiplantae, Streptophyta, Magnoliopsida, Fabales, Fabaceae. The record is from RefSeq and is a predicted model, not a curated record. Gene Ontology annotation, cellular component: membrane. The transcript is spliced from 6 exons. The coding region runs from base 9 to 902 and encodes 297 amino acids. Gene Ontology annotation, molecular function: lipase activity.
GUUAUGGCAUGGAAUGCAGUCGCUUCAUGAGAGAAUGUGGAGUAAGGCUAGCGUGUGCCGGAUAUGCUGUGUAUGGUGUCGAUUAUGAAGGGCAUGGACUUUCUGAAGGUGCCCGAUGUUACAUAAAGAAGUUUGAUAACAUUAUUAACGAUUGUUAUGACUUUUUCAAGUCGGUCAGUGUGCUCCAAGAGUACAAGGGAAAAGCUAGGUUCUUGUAUGGAGAGUCAAUGGGAGGGGCAGUGGCCCUACUUUUGCAUAAAAAGGACCCUUCUUUCUGGGACGGUGCAGUUCUCGUCGCGCCCAUGUGUAAGAUAUCAGAGAAGGUGAAACCACACCCGGUGGUCAUCAACAUAUUGACUAAAGUGGAAGAUAUUAUACCAAAAUGGAAGAUAGUUCCCACAAAGGAUGUCAUCAAUUCAGCCUUCAAAGACCCUGCCAAACGAGAAAGGAUAAGGAAAAACAAGUUGAUAUACCAGGACAAGCCCAGGUUAAAAACAGCAUUAGAAAUGUUGAGAAUCAGCAUGAGCCUUGAAGACGGCUUAUAUAAGGUGACCCUGCCGUUUUUUGUAUUACACGGAGAAGCAGAUACAGUGACUGACCCAGAAGUAAGCAGGGCAUUAUACGAGCGAGCCAGUAGCAAAGAUAAGACCAUAAAAUUGUACCCUGGAAUGUGGCAUGGUUUAACAUCUGGGGAACCUGAUGAGAACAUUGAACAUGUAUUUGCAGACAUCAUAACAUGGCUAGACAAGCACGCCAGCAAUGCUGCUAAUGAGUCUCUGCAACCAAUUCAGAAGUUGACAACAGCUGCAUCGCCAGUAAAGAUUUUACAUCGAACACACGGGAGAAGAAGCUACCUUUGCGGAUUGAAAGUACACUGCUUGCGAUCCCACUCAGAAAUUUAG